Drosophila subpulchrella is the source of this 2942-nucleotide messenger RNA. It is a transcript of the gene par-6, whose product is annotated as partitioning defective protein 6. The record is from RefSeq and is a predicted model, not a curated record. The transcript is spliced from 3 exons. Lineage: Eukaryota; Metazoa; Arthropoda; Insecta; Diptera; Drosophilidae. Gene Ontology annotation, biological process: centrosome cycle. The coding region runs from base 253 to 1326 and encodes 357 amino acids. Gene Ontology annotation, molecular function: protein binding.
ACCAAUUAAUACCACACAAAAUACCACACCUCCAUUUCUUUUAUUUAAUUAGUUUUAAUUUAGAUUUCUAACUCUAAUUUAAACGCCGCUCCCCGCCACUGCACCUUGGUUCGGUUUCGGUUCGGUUCGUAUCGGGCGAUUCGGUUCGAUUUCGAUCCUGAAGAUCAGGUCCAGAGUCAGGGAAACUAAACGAACUGCUGUGUUUUGUGUUGUGUGUGAGGAGAAAAUUGGAUUGGAUUGGGAUUGGAGAAAAUGUCGAAGAACAAGAUAAACACAACGUCCGGCGUGGCGGCCAGCGAUUCGAAUCUGAUCGAGGUGAAAUCGAAGUUUGAUGCGGAAUUCCGGCGCUGGAGCUUCAAGCGGAAUGAGACGGAGCAGAGCUUCGACAAAUUUGCGGCCCUCAUCGAGCAGCUGCACAAGCUGACCAACAUCCAGUUUCUAAUACUCUACAUCGAUCCGCGGGACAACGAUCUGUUGCCAAUUAACAACGAUGAUAACUUUGGCCGGGCACUGAAAACAGCCCGCCCCCUGCUACGGGUCAUAGUGCAGCGGAAAGACGAUCUAAAUGAGUACUCUGGCUUUGGGACAAUGAAACCGAGGAAUCUGAUCGGCAGCAUACUGAUGGGCCACACGCCCGUGAAGACAAAGGCCCCAUCGAUAUCCAUACCGCACGAUUUCCGGCAGGUUUCGGCCAUUAUAGAUGUGGAUAUAGUGCCGGAGACGCAUAGGAGAGUGCGGUUGCUAAAGCAUGGCAGCGACAAGCCCCUGGGAUUCUACAUAAGGGAUGGCACCUCGGUGAGGGUGACGGCCAGCGGACUGGAGAAGCAGCCGGGCAUCUUUAUAUCCCGCUUGGUGCCGGGUGGACUGGCCGAAAGCACUGGCCUGCUGGCUGUCAACGACGAGGUGAUCGAGGUGAACGGCAUCGAGGUGGCUGGCAAGACCCUGGAUCAGGUCACCGACAUGAUGGUGGCCAAUAGCUCCAACCUGAUAAUCACCGUGAAGCCGGCCAAUCAGCGCACGCUGACGUCCACACAUCGCGGCUCGUUCUCGAGGAAUAGCCAGCUGUCCAGUGGGUCACAUCACACCAACAAUACGAACACCUCCGACGAGAUCGAGCACGACGAUCAGGACGAUAUCGUGGACCUGACGGGAGUAACCCUAGACGAGAGUCCCACAUCCACGUCCGCCGGCAAUCACAAUCAUCAGCAGCAGCAGCAGGCGGCGCCGCCGUUGUCCUCAUCACCCUCGUCGCACCAUCAGCAGGCAGCCUCCAAUGCGUCCACGAUAAUGGCCAGCGAUGUCAAGGAUGGAGUGCUGCAUUUGUAGGAUUGACCGGAAGAUACAGCAUCCAGAGAACUCAAGCAACGGAAAACGCGAAUUCACAGCAGAGAAGAGCAGAGGAUUUUCAGUUUAUCAGACUUAACUUUCCUUAAGAUCGAAUAAGUUCGUUAAACUCAAGUCAAUUAUUUAAAGUUAUACCAUUUAGGCCAGCUUAUCACAUGUAUACUGAUCGAUUAUACAUUGCUCACUUACUAAAGAGACGGGCAAAGCUGGAGAAUCAAUGAUUUCUGAUGAAAAUAUUUGUAAAAUCCAUAAGGAUUGGUCGGAAAGCAUGAUUAGCUGAGUAAACUAUGUAGAAAUCUGGGCAUUGCUUUGGUUCAUAUCAUGAUAAAUUACAAUUUUAAAAGCCAUUUCUGCAGAAUCCCCAGUUAUUUAGUAGGUGAGCGAUGUAUAAAGCAACGAUCAUAUAUGUAAUCAUACGUCUUUUCCCAUACAUUCCACGAAACUCACUCAAAGUCACACAAAACACACACAUUCAUUUGCACGUUUUUGAAUGCAGUCCCUUGUUUUUAUCUUUUUCCUUGGCAUAUAUACAUGUGUAUUUAAAUUUGUAAGAUAUACGUCUUGUUAUUAUUCUUGCUUGUUGCAUUAGAUUAGAGUGAGACCGCAAGUGAAGAGAAUGAAACAGAGAGAGCAUCAAAUGCAGAAGGCAGAGAAAUUUACUUAACUUAACUUAAAAUUCGAAUUCAACGAUUUUGAAAGAGCAAUAAUUGUAUACAAAAUCCCACAUACGAGCAUGAAUAAUUUAUAACCAAAACAUUCCAUUUUAUGUACUUUGACAUGUCGAAACCACAAAAAAAAUGGUUCUUGAUCUGCCAGACUCUUAUUUUUUUUGUUCAAUUCAAGACAAUAAUUCAGUGUACGUCUGCUAUGUCCUUUUUUAGCCCAGCUUCACAUUUUUCGGCAUGACUCAUAAUACUUGUUUAUUCUAUUUUUAAUAUUGUACUUUUGUAAUUUUAAAUUUUGUUCAUUCGUAAAUGUGUCCAAUACUCGUACAAGUUGUUUGUUGUAAUUGUCAUCAUUUAGAGUUACGGAGAAAGUGAGAUGAAGUUAACAAAACGAUAAAAACAAACGAAACACCAACAGCGCCUUCGCCUUCAAGAGAGAAAUUCGAUACUUUUUAUAUAUAUACAAGAGAAUAUAUACACUAAUACGAUCUAUGUUAAAUACGUAUCCCUGUAGACCUAAUUGAAGUCUGUAUACGCUUUAGUCAAAUCGAGAAAAGGCCCCUCCAGGCAGACUUGAAGUUAACAAUAUUCAUAUUUAUGAAACGGAACUGGCAUAACUUACCCUAGAUAGAUAGCAAGAUCUAGGAUAGAGGCAGCAGCGAAUCUGAAACUAUAUCUAAUUGCGUAUCGCCUGUACACGUCGCCCUUCAUCACCAUUCCACAUAUCCCUAUAUUACCAAGCAAUCUGAACUUUUAUCGAGCGAAAAGUCUCCCGAACACCCGAUUCCCAAGCAUACGCAUAUAUAUUCUAUAAAGGCAAAAGUGUAUUCCCGCUGAGCAACUGAAAAAGACCGAAAAGCAAAAUCACGAAAGAAAAACUUAUAUUUUGAUGUAUGUAUUAUUAUUUUUUAAUAAACCUAAGUAAACUUGUAA